AUGCCAGGGGAGAUCGUAGCAAAGGAAUCGAAAGAAGAGACUAUAGAUUCAACUCUCAACACAGAAAAUGAAAAAUUGAGCAAUAUUCUGGGACAAGAUCUAGAAAAUGUUGAAUCCAAAUCUGUGGAGAAAUGCGAUGAGCAGUCAGAAGUAGAAGGUGAGAGCAGCUCCUCAGAAGUUGGCACAAAUGUACCUCGAAGUAUCAGUUUGUCUACUACAGAGCCAGUCGGAUCUGAGAUUUCUUCAGGUAAAUCCGAUAUCCCUGAAGUGGGGCAGGCUGUUGACAUUAUGGAUCUUCCAGUUGACCCACAACACCCGAACACCCUUAAUGAUGUCACUGAAGAAGUCACAGAACCAACUGGUAAAGACGAAACUAAAAUAGACACUGAAAGCAAAGUAGAUCAUAAAGUGCAGAUUGAUAAUGUAGACGCUCACACAGAAAGUCCUGAAGAUUCCAAAGCUGUCGUUGAGGCUGAAAAGGAUACGAAGGAGAUUCUUCCCAUCCUCCAAAACCCACCAUCUACCUCAGAAAGACUUGAUGCAUUCUCGGACGAUGAGAUUCAAAUAGACGAGAACCUCUCUUCUGACUCAUCUGAUUCAGAUGCAGAUUCAGGCUCAUCCUCAUCCUCAGAUUCAGAUUCAGAUUCGGAUUCCGAUUCAGACUCUAAUACAGCCUCCGACAUUGAAGCUACGCAAGGAGAUGACGAUGUUAACGACGAAGACGAAGAAACUUCUACUGGCCCUAUAAAGUCUAAAAACGAAGUUGCGGACGAAGCCGCUCCUGCGUUACCUCAAGAUUAUAAGAUUCCGGAGAAAGCACCACUUCAACUAAUUGGGGAAGUUUCAGGCUUAGUUGAAAGAAGUGUAAUCAUCAAGGCCAACACAUCAGGAGAGUUCCGUGUUUUGAAAGAUAAUUCAAUUCUUUGCUUUAAAGAUAGAACUUUACUUGGUCCAUUAUUUGAAACAUUUGGUAGAUUACAGUCCCCAGUUUAUAGAGUUAAAUUCAAUACCGAGGAGGAGUUCAAUAAGUUCAGCGACAGAAAGGGUGCAGAGGUUUACUAUGUUGUACCUGAUUCCCAGUUUUUAUACACCGACACCAUCAAAUCAUUGAAGGGUACCGAUGCAAGUAAUUGCCAUGAUGAAGAAUUGCCUGAAGAGGAGCAAGAGUUUUCAGACGACGAAAGAGAGUUAGCUGCUAAGCAAUUGAAGAACAAGAAGAGGAAAUCUAAGGGAAAGGAAAAUGGUACCAGUGAUGAAGCAAAGGACCAAACCUCAACCAAAUCUAGGAAAAGACAUCAUGGAAACAACAGUAACAACAAUAGCAACACCAAUAACAAUAAUAGCUUAAGCAAUAAUGGUAGCGAUAAAAGUACUAGUCAAAAUGCCAAUUCUGAUGGACCAGAUGUGUAUCAGCCGUAUGGUUACAAUGAUCCUCCUCCAAGGCCAAAUCAACCUCCUAGUACAUUGCCAAACACGGUACCCUCUUAUCCAAAUAUUCCACAAAAUCCUCUGCUAGUUCACCAGCAAAUGUUACAAUUCCAACAACAACAGCAAACAUAUUCGCAGAAUACAAAUCAGCACAGUCAGUACAAUCAAUACAAUCAGUACAAUCCAGCUCAGACGCAAACUUAUCCGCAACAUCAAGGGUAUCAACAGCCAUACCAGCAGCCAUAUCAACAACAGCAACCUUACCAGCAACAAAUGGCAAAUCCAUAUUUUCCACAAGGUCAACCAACGUAUCAACAAUUUCCACAACAACAACAACAACAUCAACAAUGGAACCAACCUCAAAACGAACAGGCGUCACAAGUCAACCACCAACAAUGGAACGACCAUCAGACCCAACAACCUGCACAACAAUCUCAACUACAACAGUUGCAACAAUUACUUGCUAACCAAUUACAACAACAACAGCAACAACAACAGCAGCAACAACAAAACCCAUACGGUUACCCACCUCCGCGCCAAUAG
Molecule: messenger RNA, 1971 nt
Organism: Dujonia railenensis
Lineage: Eukaryota; Fungi; Ascomycota; Pichiomycetes; Serinales; Debaryomycetaceae
Source: the annotation of a GenBank genome assembly